Molecule: messenger RNA, 1410 nt
Organism: Coffea eugenioides
Lineage: Eukaryota; Viridiplantae; Streptophyta; Magnoliopsida; Gentianales; Rubiaceae
Exons: 3
Coding region: 155-1279 (374 amino acids)
Source: RefSeq, a predicted model, not a curated record
UAAAGGAUCUCAGGUGUCUCGCCUGAGCCUCACCGACCCUUUUUUCUCCUUCACUGCUUAGCUCCCCGGCUCUUCUCUUCCGGUCACUCGCCCCCUCCUCCUCGUCGUACUCCUCUUCUCUUGUGCCCAAGAUCCGACCACCACCACCAUCUAUAUGCAUCAUAUAUGCACAUACUUAAACAACAUGGACUUCUCCAAGAAGUCCAUCAACAAUCUUGUACUUGUUUCUGUUGUCUUUACGGGCUUGCUUUUCAUUUUUACCUGGAAUCCGACGGCCUUAAAAUCAGCAAUCUUUUCUUUCCAGAAACACUCAACCUCACAAUCAAACGUCCCAAAUGUUACAAUGAUAAGAGAUGAACUUGAAGCAGCUCUAAGCAAUGCUGCCAUGGCCACGGACAAGACCGUGAUCAUUACCAUAGUAAACAAAGCCUAUGUCGAGCCCCACAACGACCAAUAUCCAACUAUGUUGGAUCUUUUUCUUGAAGGUUUUUGGGUUGGAGAAGAGACGAGAUCGUUGCUUGAUCAUUUGUUAGUAGUAGCAAUGGAUCAGACGGCCUAUGAUCGGUGUUCGUUUCGGCGGUUGAAUUGUUACAGGUUGCUGACGGACGGCGUUGAUUUCACGGAAGAAAAGCUCUAUAUGUCGCAGGAUUUCAUCAAGAUGAUGUGGACAAGAACCCGUUUUCUCCUUGAUGUUCUUAAGCGGGGGUACAACUUCAUAUUCACAGAUACAGAUGUAAUAUGGCUAAGGAAUCCAUUUCCAAGAUUAAGAUUCAACGGAACUGAUGACUUACAAAUUAGCACGGACAACUUCAAUGGCAAUCCCAGGUCCCAAAAGAAUCCGAUCAACACGGGUUUCUACCAUAUCAGAGCAAACAACAAGACCAUAACACUAUUCCAAAUUUGGUACGCCACAAGACUCAAUUCCACAGGAUUGAAGGAGCAGGAUGUUUUGGGAAACUUGAUAUAUAAAGGAGUGGCUGCAGAAUUAGGCCUUAAUCUCAGGUUUUUGGACACCCUCUAUUUUAGUGGCUUUUGCCGGGAUAGCAAAGACGUUAGAUCGGUGGUUACUGUCCACGCUAAUUGCUGCAGAAGUAUAAGUGCUAAGGUGGCUGAUUUGACUGCAGUGCUAAAAGAUUGGAAGAGAUUCAAGCAGUCUAAACUCGGUGCUAGCACUGCUAAGCGGAUCGCAGCCCAAAAUACAACAAAUGCUGUGUUCAAGUUCAAAUGGUCCAACCACAUUGCUUGUUUCAAGUCUUGGAGGAAGCCUAGUGCAAAUUAGCCUUCUGAGACCAAAGGCUAUAAGCUCAAUCUUUGGUUCUGAGUUGUGUUGAGUGCAAGAAAGCUGCCUCUUUUGUUCUUGUGAUGUCAAUUACAGAUAGUAACAACUUCAACUGGAAGUUAUAAAAGUAA